UUUCGGCAGGUUUCUGGCCGCUGGGCGAGCUAUGGUGCAACGUAUAUGUGACAUGUGACGUGUUGGCGUGUUCCUCGUCCAUCAUGCACAUGUGUUGCAUCAGCCUGGGCCGCUACUUCGGCAUCAGGAACCCCCUUAAGACACGACACACCUACUCCACCAAGCGGGUGGUCGGCAUCAAGGUCACUGUCGUCUGGUUACUGUCUAUGCUCGUCUCCAGUUAUAUCACACUAUUGG
Messenger RNA from Nilaparvata lugens (brown planthopper), 237 nucleotides. Its product is annotated as alpha-2C adrenergic receptor-like. The record is from RefSeq and is a predicted model, not a curated record. Gene Ontology annotation, molecular function: serotonin binding; neurotransmitter receptor activity; G protein-coupled serotonin receptor activity. The transcript has a single exon. Lineage: Eukaryota; Metazoa; Arthropoda; Insecta; Hemiptera; Delphacidae. The annotation marks the transcript as partial. Gene Ontology annotation, biological process: G protein-coupled receptor signaling pathway, coupled to cyclic nucleotide second messenger; serotonin receptor signaling pathway; chemical synaptic transmission. Gene Ontology annotation, cellular component: dendrite; membrane.